This is a messenger RNA of Siniperca chuatsi (mandarin fish), 8366 nucleotides long. RefSeq names its product stabilin 2 (gene stab2). The coding region runs from base 58 to 7713 and encodes 2551 amino acids. NCBI's taxonomy places the organism in Eukaryota, Metazoa, Chordata, Actinopteri, Centrarchiformes, Sinipercidae. Gene Ontology annotation, molecular function: hyaluronic acid binding; calcium ion binding. The transcript has 69 exons. The record is from RefSeq and is a predicted model, not a curated record. Gene Ontology annotation, biological process: cell adhesion.
ACAGACACUGAGAGACUGUCCACAGAUCAGCUGAGAGACUCGGAGAGGACAGAAGUCAUGGAGUCCUGUCAGAGUUUAAAGCUGCUGUUUGUGUCUCUGAUGAUGAUGAUGAUGAUGAUGGACGAGAUGAAGACGGGCUCAGCUGCAUCACAACAGAACUUCUGCUCGAACUCGACGGUGCUGAGGACUCGGACAGCGUGUCACUCCUGCAGCAUCAGCACGUUGAUACUCUGUCCAUCGGGAUACAAACAGACGCCCGGAUCCACCGCUCACGACUGCAAGUACCACAUCAGGACUCCCAGUCUGAACUUGGCCAUCGGCGGCUGCUCCUUCGAGUGCUACAGAGAGGCGGAGAUGAAGAGCUGCUGUCCAGGUUACUGGGGUCCAGACUGUAUCGAGUGUCCCGACCAGGCCGACAGACCCUGCAGCAACAGAGGAGUCUGUUCUGAUGGAGUGGGAGGAAACGGAACCUGCAGCUGUCAGGUGGGCUUUGCAGGAACUGCAUGUGAGGACUGUGCAUCUGGUCGAUAUGGUCCCACCUGUAGUUCAGUGUGUUCAUGUGUCCACGGUCUGUGUGACUCUGGUUUAAAAGGUGCUGGUACCUGCACCUGUUUCUCUGGAUAUAAAGGUCCAAACUGUGAUCAAGAGUUACCUGAGUGUGCAGCUCUCAGCUGUCAGCAGAACUCUCGCUGUAUGGAAGAAGCUCUGACAGGACAGCUGGUGUGUCAGUGUCUACCUGGAUACCAGAAAUCAGGAGCUCAGUGUUUAUCCAUAAACCCUUGUCUCCAGCGGGUCUGUCAUGUUCACGCCUCCUGUGUCCACACUGGUCCAAACCAGCACCUCUGUGCCUGUAACGAGGGUUACACCGGGGACGGACGAGUCUGCAUGGCCAUCGAUCCAUGUCAGACCAAACAGGGAGGCUGCUCCGCCGAGUCUGCACGCUGUGUCUACGACGGCCCGGGGAAGUCUCACUGUGAGUGUCUUCCUGGUUUUGACACCCUGUCGAACGGCGGCUGCAGCCUGAAGGAUUCCUGUAGACCUGAUUCCUGUCACAAGAACGCCAACUGUACCACUGUGGGACCAGGAAGAGUCGAGUGCACCUGUCUCCAGGGUUACCUUGGUAACGGUAAAGUGUGUUAUGGGAACAUCAUACAGCGUCUGAAAAGUCUGAACACAGAACCUGGAGGACAAUGGAGCGGUCAGCUGAGCAACGCCAUCACUUUGUUCGGUUCUCUUUCGUGGCCUCUGCAGAAUUUGGGUCCUUUCACUCUUUUUGUCCCGAUCAAUAAAGGCUUCAGAGGAACUUCAGUGAAGACUCUGACAGCUGACUUGUCCAAAGCUAAAUACCUGUGUAAGAUGCACCUGGUUGCUGGGGUGAUGCCCUUUGACACUCUGAAGAAAACUGAUGUCUUUUACACUCUGACCGGAAAAUCAGCUGAGACGGACACAUCAGAGGGGGACACUCUGGCUAAAAUCCGUAUCCAUGGCAGCAGGAAGAAAGGAGUGAUCAUCCAGUCUGACGUCGUCGCGUCCAACGGGAUGAUUCACAUCAUCAAUAAGCUGAUGGACAGUGUCUCACCCACAGUGGAGAGCGACACACAGGAGAACCUGAUGAAGAUCAUUUCUGACUACGGCAAAUUUGACAAGUUCAAGUCUUUAUUAGAGAAAGCUGAGCUGGCGUCAGUCGUGGACCGGCCUGGUCCCAUCACCGUCUUUGCUCCCAGCAGUUCGGCCUUCGAUGCGAUGACUGAAGGUCACCUGCAGUUCCUCAGCAGUCCUGAAGGCCACAGCAAACUGGUGGAGCUGCUCAGGAACCACAUCGUGCCGUCCACCGCGCUGGAGGUCUAUAACGCCGUGUCCAGUCCCACAGUUGUGACGAUGGCCAAUCAGGUUCUGACGAUGAACGUGACAGAAAACGGUCAGAUUUUGGUUGAUGGGGCGGCGGUGUUGGAGGCGGCAGUGGAAGCUAAAAACGGACGUCUGUAUGUUCUGGAUGGAGUUUUGACUCCGCCCUCCAUCCAACCUGUGCUGCCCCACAGGUGUGACAUCACAGAGACCAAAAUCAUCAAGGGUGAAUGUGUCAGCUGCUCCCGAGUCAAACUGUCUCAGUGCUCGUCUGGACUUUACACAGGCUCCUCCACCUACGGAUGUGUUUACAUUCUGUCCAUCAGCCGGCCAGCUGUUAGAAUCCCGGCAACAGGCUGCUCGCCCGUCUGCAACGCCACUGUCACGACUCCAGCAUGUUGCAAAGGUUUCUACGGUCCGGACUGCAGUCCCUGUCCAGGUGGAUACCAGAGUCCGUGCUCCGGACACGGUCAGUGUUUGGAGGGGAUUGGAGGAAAUGGAUCAUGUAUCUGUGAUUCCAACUUCAGCGGCUCUCGCUGUCAGUACUGCUCCUCCUCCAACAAGUAUGGACCAAACUGUGACAGAACCUGUCCCUGCAUCCACGGACAGUGUGAUAACCGUCCGGUCUCAGAAGGUCGAUGUAAACUGGACUCCUGUCUGACGGGUUUCACUGGUCAGUUCUGCGAUCGCAGGACGGCGGCCUGUGGCGUCCAGGCUCAGUUCUGUCACGCCCACGCAGACUGUGACUUCAACCAGGGAACCACCAGGUGUGUAUGUAAACCUGGUUACCAAGGUGACGGUAUCACCUGCGUGGAGUCAGACCCCUGUGCUCCACCUCUCCGAGGCGGCUGCAGUGUGAACGCUAAAUGUAUAAAGACAGGACCAGGUACUCACUCCUGUCAGUGUCUGACCGGAUGGAGGGAGGACGGGGACGAGUGUCAGCCAAUCAACAACUGCGAUGGUCCCGACAGAGGAGGCUGCCACCUCAACGCCACCUGCAUCUACGUCGGACCCGGACAGAGUGACUGUACAUGUAAAGCCGGCUACAAAGGAAACGGGCGAGACUGUGAAGCUGUUAAUCAGUGUGUGACUGUAAACGGAGGCUGUCAUUACUUAGCCAGCUGUCGCCUGCUGUCCUCUCAGUGGACGUGUGUUUGUGAUGAAGGAUAUGUUGGAAACGGACAAAUAUGUUACGGUACAGUCGGACAGGAGCUGAUGGCUCUGCCAGACUCCUCAGAGUUCUUCACAUGGACGACUGAGUCCGGUCUGUCUUGGUCUCUGUCGGAUCAGAACGUCACCCUCCUGGUUCCGUCUUCAGCUGCCGUCGCUAAAAUGUCUUCAGAGGACAAAAACUUCUGGACCACGAAGGCUAAUCUGCCUAGUCUCAUCAGAAAUCACAUGAUCCCGGGUAACUAUCCAUUAUCCAGCCUGAGCAGCAUUUCCUCUCUGACUUCUCUUCUCAAGACAGCACUUCCUGUUUCAACGACCAAUGAGGUCACAGCUGUUGGAGGAGCGACCAUCACCACAUCGAAUGUAGCCGCUACCAACGGACUGAUCCACGUCAUUGAUAAGGUUUUGGUUCCUGACAGGAAGCUGAGUGAAGGUCUGCUGGCGACUCUCGCUCUGAGGCCGGACUUCUCUCUGUUCAGAUCGUAUCUCAUCGAUUACAACCUGACAGACGAGAUCGAACAGGCAAACGAUUUCACCAUCUUCGCUCCAACAGACGCCGCCAUCACUGAUUACCUCAAGAAAAUGGCUGCAACUGCACUGGAUGUGAAUACGACUCGUUACCACGUGGUGGUGUCGGAGCGUCUGCUGAAGACCGACCUUCAGCCUGGAGGAUACAAACAGACGCUGCUCGGAUUCUCCUUCCAGCUUGGCUUCUUCCCCCGAGAUGGAAAGCUGUUUGUGAACGAUGCUCAGAUAAACUCCUCCAACAUCUUGAGUGGUAAAGGAGUGAUUCACGGUCUGUCAGCUGUUCUAGAGAUCAACAGGAAUCGCUGUGAUGAGGCCAAAUACCAGAGAGUCAUGGGAACCUGUGUGGACUGUUUAUUCCCACAAGGCAAACUCUGCCCGAAUGACACCGUCCCGGACAAAUCAAUGAAGACGAGGAAAUGUAUGUUCACUCGGAUGUUUGAAGAAGAACGACUGCUGACCAUCGGCUGCAGAGCCACCUGCCUCCAGAAAAACAUCGUGCGGAAGUGUUGUGGAGGGUUUUUCGGGGUGCACUGUGAGCCGUGUCCCGGGCCGAAGGGUCAACCCUGCUUUGGUAACGGACUCUGUCUGGACGGGACGAACGGGACCGGUCUCUGUCAGUGUAACAAAGGUUUUAGUGGGACCGCCUGUGAAACCUGCCAGAGCGGGAAAUAUGGAGUCCACUGUGAUCAGGAGUGUGUGUGUAAAAAUGGCCGCUGUAAUGAAGGGCUGAAAGGCGAUGGGACGUGCGAGUGUGACGUUGGUUGGAGAGGAGUCUUCUGUGAUGAAAAAAUUGAAUCCAAAGCUGAUGAACUGUGCGGUUCGGUGAAAUGUCACACCAGCGCAAACUGUGCGGUCAGACCGUCCGGCUCUCAGUGUCUCUGUGCGGCUGGAUUUGAAGGAAAUGGAACUUUUUGUCAAGCUAAAGACCCGUGUUUGGUGGAUAACGGCGGCUGCAGUCUGUAUGCGGUCUGUAAGAGGACUCGACCCGGCCGAAGAGACUGUGUCUGUGACAGCGGUUACUCUGGUGAUGGACUCGUGUGUGUCGAAAUAAAUCCCUGUCUGGAAGGAAACGGAGGCUGCCACGACAACGCAGACUGCGUUCAUGUCGGACCAAACAAAACUUCCUGUGUCUGCACUGAAGGUUACUCAGGUGACGGACAGAACUGCAAGAUGAUCAACUUGUGUCAAAAGAAAAACGGCGGCUGUAACGAGUACGCCAGGUGUAACACGACGGGUCCGGGUGUUCGUACCUGCACGUGUGUCGGUAGCUACGUAGGAGACGGCCUCACCUGCAGAGGCACCGUGGGGAAGGAAAUCCUGAAGAGGAGGCUGAGAGACUUUUACUUCGGGCUGAUGGUGGUGGACAUUUCUCUGAAGGGUCGCGGCCCGUUCACCGUCUUCGCUCCGAAUGCCGAUGCCUUCGCAGCAGACAGAAAUGGCACCAACAAGAUGAAAUUGUUGAUGUCGGACAAAUAUAAAGAACAAUUCGCCGCCGUAAUGCGCAGCCACAUCGUCAUGUGUCACACUCUGCUGCCCGCUGACCUGAGCCGACCCCGAAACUUGACGUCUCUGUCUGGGCUCGUCCUGACCACCAGGUCCACCCAGGGCAACAUCUUCAUCAACCAAGCUAAUGUGAUGUACAGCGACGACGUCAGCAUUAACGGGAUCUUUCAUGAAAUCAACAAAAUUCAGUUUCUUCCUAAAGAAAAUAAGCCAGAGGUUCCUCUGAACCUGACUGAUGUGGCUGAACGUCAUGGUUAUAAAACCUUCUACAAACUGCUCGAGGACACGGGUGUGAUGAACCUGGUGAAUGAUGGGAUGUACCAGCCGGUGACGGUCUUCCUGCCCUCAGAUGGCGUCAUGGCAUCUCUGCCGCAGGAGCAGAAGGACUUCCUGUUCCACCAAGACAACCGACCACAGCUGGUGGAGUACCUCAAGUACCACAUCCUGCAGGCCCAGAAGGUUUACGCUGAGGGUUUGAUCUAUCUGCAAGCAGCUCGGACUCUGCAGGGUUCACCGCUCUCGUUCACCUGUGGAGGAACAGACGACAUCGGAGAAAUCUUUGUUAAUGAUGAAAAGUGUCGGAUUGUUCAGAGACACCUCGUCUUUAACAGUGGGAUCGCCUACGGGAUCGACUGCCUGCUGACUCCACCCAGCCUCGGAGGACGCUGUGACGAACAGACGACCUUUGACCUUCAGAUGAGCUGUGGACUGUGCACCUCCUUAGCUUCUCGCUGUCCCAGAGGGUCCAAACUGAAGGAGGUUCAGAAGUGUGAUCUUCCCACCGUCUACGUCACUAAAAACUCCGGCUGUAGCAGGAUCUGCACCGUCAACUUCUGGCAGCCAAAGUGUUGUCAUGGUUACUAUGGACGAGACUGUCUGGUCUGUCCCGGCGGAGUCGGCUCUCCCUGCGGUAACCGUGGUAAAUGUGACGACGGUCACCUUGGUAACGGUACCUGCACCUGUGACUCAGGUUUCAGGGGCGUGGCCUGUGAGCUGUGCAGUGAUGGAUUCUACGGAGCCACCUGUAAAGCCUGUAACUGUUCAGAACACGGGUCAUGUGACGAUGGACGAAAAGCUACAGGUGCGUGUUUCUGUGAGGCCGGCUGGACCGGAGAACGCUGUGAGACCCCGCAGGCUGAAGUCUCUGAGUGUUCUCCGUCCUGUUCUCCAAAAGCCGUCUGUCAGGACAACAACACCUGUGUGUGUCGGCCAUUUUAUGAGGGAGACGGAUUCACCUGUACAGUGGUGGACAUGUGUCAGAUCUGGAACGGUGGUUGUGCUAAAGGAGCCAGGUGUUCUCAGAAAGGAGAAAAGGUGAGCUGCACCUGUCCUAAAGGUCACUCUGGAGACGGCUUCGCCUGUCAGCCCAUCGACCCCUGCGUCUCCGGAGAGAACGGCGGCUGCCACGAACACGCCACCUGCACCAUGACGGGUCCGGGGAAGAAGAAGUGCAGCUGUAAGGACAACUACAUCGGAGACGGCGUCACCUGCGACGUCAAACAGCUGCCACUCAGCCGCUGUCUCCAGGACAACGGACAGUGUCAUCAAGACGCCAAAUGUACCGACCUCCACUUCGAAGACACGAAGCUCGGUGUGUUUCACUAUCGUUCAGAUAAAGGUCAGUACAAGCUGAACUACACUGCAGCCCAACAGGCCUGCGCUGCAGACGGAGGUCGCCUGGCUACGUAUACUCAGCUGUCCUACGCUCAGCAGGGCGGGUUGAACAUGUGUGCUGCCGGCUGGUUGGACCAGGCCCGGGUGGCGUACCCCACCACCUAUUCCAACCCCCUCUGUGGCUUCGGACACGUGGGCAUCGUGGACUACGGCACCCGCAAAAACCUGAGCGAGACCUGGGACGCCUUCUGCUACCGGAUGAAGGAGGUGAAGUGUGAGUGUAAACCCGGUUACGUUGGAGACGGUUUCAGCUGUACAGGAAACCUGCUGCAGGUCCUCGAAUCCACAUCGACCUUCUCCAGCUUCCUCACACAAAUCCUGAACUACUCUCAGGCGUCAGAGUCAGGGAAGCAGUUUGUGAAGCGUCUCAGUAACCCGACGGUUCAGUCAACGCUGUUUGUCCCAGACAACAGCGGCCUGCCCGACAACCAGACUCUGUCUCAGCGGGACAUUGAGAUCCACCUGUCGGAGGGUCAGGCUCUUCCUCUCAGCCAGCUGAAGAACGGCAGUCGGAUCAGAACUCGUGUCGGCAGUCUGACCGUCCUCGGAGUCGCUGACCUGCUCAACCCCUCAGCGCUGUCAUCCUGUUACAUCAACGAUCGCUUCGUCACUGAAUCGGACAUCCUGGCCUCAAACGGGAUCAUACAUGUUCUCCAGGGACCACUGAAAGCCCCGCCUCCUCGCCAAGAGAUGCAUGUGGCACAUAAGGCAGGGAUGGGAGUUGGAGCGGUGCUGCUGACUGUUCUGGUGGCAGGAGUCGUCUUUGUUGGAUAUCACUUUUACACCCACCACACUAAACCCUUCCAGUUCCACUACUUCAAGGAGGACGAGGGGGAGGAAGAAGCUCCACCUGCAGACUGCAGUCGUAGCAUCUGUAACCCGGUUUAUGAAGCAGCUCCAGAACCUGCUGAGUCCAACGCAUCUGAUGUCACAGCGGAGGACAAACACGAGGUGGUGAACGGGGGAUCGUACGACCUGCUGCAGGACAGCUGAGAGACAAACUGCUGCUGCUCACUGCUGGACUGGAACCCUCAUCACUGUUUUUAUACCAGCUUCAAACAGUGUUUCAUCACAGACUGAGUUUUAUUUUCUGCACUGAUAAAAGCCGGCCUGUCCUGUCUCAGGUUUGUCUUUCUAAGAACUGAACUGCGUUGCCUCCCAAAACCAGACAGUUGAUGGAGGAUUCUCAGCCCUCACAGAAAACCAACACUAAUGAUGUGUUCAGGUGCUCCAAGUCAACUUCUAAAAUCUGACAUCUCCAGAAGUUGCUCUGUAUUAGCUGACAAAGUGUUUAAAUCCCACUAGUGAAGUCUGGCAACUUCAGUGAUACCAGGUUUUACAAACUGAUGUUUCACUCCAGGACAUGAAUGGACAACUGGCAAACUCAAGUCAUUUCACCCCGAGUACAAAAAAAGCUUCUUUCUUCCCCCUAGUGGCAGUCUUAAAACUCCAUUCAGUUUGGUAUGUUUGACUUUCGGUGUUAAUUAAUAAAAACAUCCCUGCAGUUUUAACUAGAUUUGUUGUCAUAACAGUUGCAAUUUUUUAAUUUUAAACUUUGAACUGCAGAUAAUGUAAAACAAAAUAAAGUGAAGAAUCUUGUAAAAGUGUGAAGUUAAAUGUUGAUUAAAACAUCAAAGAGUGUUUAA